Messenger RNA from Vanessa atalanta (red admiral), 3682 nucleotides. Its product is annotated as E3 ubiquitin-protein ligase Arkadia-like. The coding region runs from base 252 to 3101 and encodes 949 amino acids. The record is from RefSeq and is a predicted model, not a curated record. The transcript is spliced from 12 exons. NCBI's taxonomy places the organism in Eukaryota, Metazoa, Arthropoda, Insecta, Lepidoptera, Nymphalidae.
UAAAAUUUUUGUUUGUAAUGUCGUAUUAUUUAUUUCAGGUGUAUUAAUGUAUUUAAUUUUGCUUUAUACUUAGUGAAAGAAACAUAAAUAUAUUUAUUGUACCACUACAGAAUGUAUCAUACUAAGUUUAUUUUAUUUGUGUACCCUUGUAGUUGAUGUGAAUGUUGUGUUGUCAAGUGUAGUUCUUUUGUGAGAUUUGACAUAAAUAAGGAUAAUUAUAAACAACAUGAUAACUAAAUAAGAAACUAAAAAUGACUGAAAGGGCAUACGACGGAGAACAAUCAUCAUCUGCGUGGGAUAUUCCUGGGCCGUCAUCUAUAGCUGCAAUUUUAGAUACUGUGUAUACGUCUCCGGCCUCUGAUAAUAUACUACGGAAUGAGGAAAUGGAAUGUGAUCCAUUAUUUGCUGAAAGUGACGAUGAAGUAGAAGUCUUGCCUGUCCCUAUUGAAGUAAUGUCAGAAAGAAGUGCACCAACACCAAAAAAUGCUAUAUCAUCAAGUUAUGUGAAUUCCACUUCACCAAUCCAACCUUUAUCCCAUCCUGUAUCUGCAUAUACUCCUGUCCCUGAAGAAUAUCAACCUUUGCCUGACAGUUCUAGUUCUAUUGAAUAUGGUCUUGGUAGGAAUAACCCAGAUAGUACUAUUUCACAUGGACCAGGACUUCAUGAUUUAAAUAUGCGUUAUCAACCAAAACCUGCUAACCAACAAAGUGGCUAUUUUUACCCUAAUUAUAUACACUAUGCUAGUGUAAGACCUACUGCAGAGUAUAUAGUAGCCCCAUACCCCUCGAACAAUAUGAUUGUACUCGGUGAAGACAGGAGUCAUGUACCAAUAAACUACACACUUUCAUCUAAUCAGCCACAAAUUCAAGAUACCAAUAUGACACACAUAGGAUAUGAACAUAUGUCCACUGUUAAUGAUUCUCUUAAUCACUUUCCUAGCAAUGGAAGUCGAAAUCAAGGGCAUGCAAAUAAUUUAGAAAGACCAAGUCGUAAAUUAAAUAUAUCCCCAAGGAGAAAACAAUCAAAGGAAAAUGAAAGUAAUCCUAACACAAUAGAAGUAAGUUCAGAGGAGGAAGACAAUUUAUCAACACCUAGUAAAAAGCAAUGUGACAGUAAUAUCACUAGAGAAGUGUCAAAUUCAAAUAGAGAUCAGGGCAAUAGUUCAAGACCUGGAGGUAGCAGUUCUAGUUCAAGCACAAGGGUAGAUGUAAAAAGAGAACCACAAGAACAAACCGAGAUGUUAACACGGGCUAACAGGGUAACUGCUAAUCAAGCUCAAGCUGAACACACCUAUCAAGCAAAUAGGCCAAGUAACCAAAAUCAAGCACAAACUACACCAAGGCCACCAUUUGGGAAUUUACCUCAGCAUCAUAAUAUACAAGUGAAGCAAGAAAAUCCUGCUGUCUCUCGCACUCCCCAUAGUUGUACUUGUCGAAGUAACCAUGUGCACACAUGUUCGUUCCUCACACAAGCAGAUCAAAACAUGGCUCACAGAUCAAGCCCGAAUUACUUUAACUAUCACAAUGGGUCACACCAUCAUCACCAUCACCACCACCACCAUCAUCAUAGGACUUUCCAUAAUGCUCAUGACAAUCCAGCAGGUUCAACAAAUCCAAUCUCAAACAUUAAAGAAGAGCCUGGUUUGCAGCCAAUUGUGAAAGUGGAAAAUGUAAUAGAACAACAAAGUCAAAAUAAUAACCGACAGCCACAAGCAGCAAUAGUAAAGGUUGAAUCAAUGGAACAGGUUCCAGUAAAAUCAGAACCCGGGACAUCAAGUCCACGGCGGAGCAAACAAAGUAGUAGCAAUAAUGAUUCUAUCCAAGUCAAAUCAGAACCUCAAUCUGUAUCCAGAAAACGUGAUAUUGAUGGAGUUGACCGAAGAGCUAAAGAUUCUUCUCCUCAACCGGGCACUAGUUCUGGAAGAAUUCCACAGUCAGAAAAUUACACAACAGCAAAAACAAAUAAUAAUCAGGCAAAUACACUGAAAAAUUCUGAGGCAUCCACUGGUAGUACUGGAAAUGUAUUAUCUGCACCUGAUUUGCAAUUAGACUGGGUGUCAGACUCCAGUUCUGAUGACGACAUUCAGGUUUUAGAAGAAGAACAAAAUAGACAAGUGGUAGACUUAACGAAUUCGCCGGGGCGUAACGCCCAGUCGGGCGAGGAGGGAGCGACGGAACCGCCCGCGGGCGCCGUGCGCUCCCCGCGCCCGCUGUUCGAGUCCGUGCCGCACCGCGAGCCGCCCCUCUACCACACGCCGCCUGUGCCCUCGCAUCCCCAUCUGCUGCAUCAAAGGAGAUUGCGGUGCAUGGUGGCGUGUCGCGGAUGUUGCUGCGCGCCGCACGCUCGCGCGCCGCACGCACACCCGCACACGCACGCGCACUCGCACGCACACGCGCACACGCACGCGCACUCGCACGCACACGCGCACCCGCACGCCACGCCGCCGCACGCGCAUCUAGGUGAACGUCGACGGGAAGGCAUGCCAAUUGCUCCGCCCUAUCUCGUACACGAGCGGCUCUGGCAGCGACAACAACACAUGUUGGAAGUGCAACGGCGCAGCCUAAUGGGCGACAUGGGCGGUUUAGCUUCGGGUUUCUCUCUCUAUCCGCCAUCAUCGUACAUUUCGCCUAGACCUACUACAAUGCUAGCCUUCCCCGAUGAGCUCGAACACAAUGACCUAGCAGCUACGCCUAUGGUCUUAGAUGGCCAGCAUGUACAUCACCACAUGCAUCACUACUUUCAAAUGCCACCGCAUCUUCAUAUCUCCAUUCAACCAUCAGUCACAGGCUCGGGCGCGCUGUCGGCGCUCGUGCGCGCGGGCGCGGGCGAGGAGGGGCGGCGCGCGGCGCGGGGCGCUUCCCGCGCGGUCAUCGAGCGCAACACGUACCGCCACUACUACGCGCGCCCCGCGCCUCACCACCAGGACGAGAAGUGCACCAUCUGCCUCUCUGUCUUCGAGGUCGACUCCGACUGCAGACGCUUACCAUGUAUGCAUCUAUUUCACAUGGAGUGUGUGGACCAAUGGCUCAGCACAAACAAACAUUGUCCAAUAUGCAGAGUCGAUAUUGAGACACAUCUCAACAAGGAUGCUACAUUUUAAAUUGGUGGGGUGCACUUAUAAUGGCCUGCUGCUGUAACUCCAAGCUCUCUUGCUGCAACUCAUGUGUUAAUUGUUUUUGAGUGUUACAAGCUCUGAAAAUAUAAAACAGUCUGUAAAUAAUUCAAUAAAUGUAUAAUAUAAAAUAUUUUGUCUUCAAUGUGUUAAAUGACUAAUUAAUUACUAUAAUGUUUAAUAAGGUGAUUUUUGUUGGAAUGUAAGUCUAGAGGAAUUUUAUUGAUAAGAAAUGUAAAAUGUUUGGCUGUUAUAGGAGUUUGAAUAAUUGUUUUAUUUUAUCUUACAGCUGGUAUCUGUUACAUCUGUUUGACUAAUAUUCACUUCCUAUGAUAGCCGAUGAUAAUUUAUGUGAUAUGUUUGAGAUUUGGUUAAAUUUUUGGGAGCAAUUGUGUUUUUUAAGUAUAUUGACUGAAGAUUACACUAACUGGUUGUUACAGGACUGACUCAAAUAAAACAUUUUAAAAUUGAUACUCUUGACUCUAGAUUUACCUGUUAUGAAAUUAUUUUUUAGGUUUGUAAUGUACAAUUUGUUAUUUUAAUCUUGCUUGGUUACUUCUAUAUUUAUA